AUGUCUUCCCGAUCUGACAACGUCGUCGUCGUCGUCGGCUCCGGCCCUGGAAUUGGCACCAACACAGCCGCUGUUUUCGCCGCCAACAAGUUCAACAAGGUCGCUCUCGUUGCCAGGAAUCCCGCUCAGCUUGAGAAAGAUGCAGCCACUGUUACAAGUGCUGCCAACGGCAAUGCCACUGUAAAGACCUAUUCUACCGACGUCAUCGACCCUGUCAAGUUCACAGCGACACUCAAGCAAAUUACCCAGGAUCUCGGAACAGUGGAAGUUGUUCUUUACAACGCCGCCAUCGUCGCACAGUCCCGACAUAUCGAGGUCACCGAUGAGGAGCUUAUCCGUGACUUCAUGAUCUCCACCAUUGCCCUGAACAACCUCUCCAAAUGGGCUUUCCCACAGCUUACUGUGCUGGCGGCGGAAGACUCCUCUGCCCAACCCACACUCAUCGUCACCAGUUCUCAUCUCCCUGAGACGCCCGAGACCAACCUUGUCUCGCUGUCCAUGUCCAAGGCUGCACAGAAGAACUUUACUCGAUCUCUCCGCCUGGAAUUUGAGCCUAAAGGAGUUCAUGUUGCCCUUUUGAGUGUUGCAGGAUAUGUGUUGGACCAAAACCAGAAGCUGAAUGCCAAGAACAUUGCCCAGGAGGCAUGGAAUCUGUACAACCAGCCCAAAGGAAGCUGGACUGAGGAUGUCAGGAUUGAGGAACCAUGA
Messenger RNA from Trichoderma breve, 708 nucleotides. RefSeq names its product short chain dehydrogenase domain-containing protein. The record is from RefSeq and is a predicted model, not a curated record. The transcript has a single exon. The coding region runs from base 1 to 708 and encodes 235 amino acids. NCBI's taxonomy places the organism in Eukaryota, Fungi, Ascomycota, Sordariomycetes, Hypocreales, Hypocreaceae.